Messenger RNA from Melospiza georgiana, 7302 nucleotides. RefSeq names its product ArfGAP with coiled-coil, ankyrin repeat and PH domains 3 (gene ACAP3). Bases 121 to 2631 code for a protein of 836 amino acids. Lineage: Eukaryota; Metazoa; Chordata; Aves; Passeriformes; Passerellidae. The record is from RefSeq and is a predicted model, not a curated record. The transcript is spliced from 24 exons. Gene Ontology annotation, molecular function: protein binding; GTPase activator activity. Gene Ontology annotation, cellular component: cytoplasm.
UCGGUGCCGGGAGGAGGCGGGCCGGUGCCGCGGGGGGCGGGCGCUGCCCGCGCUGAGCGCAGCCGGCGGGCGAUGCGCUUCCUCCGCUGAGCGCAGCGCGGCCGAGCCCGAGCCGGCAGGAUGACGGUGGAGUUCGAGGAGUGCAUCAAGGACUCGCCCCGGUUCCGGGCAACCAUCGAUGAGGUGGAAACGGAUGUGGUGGAGAUCGAGGCCAAGCUCGACAAGCUGGUGAAGCUGUGCAGUGGCAUGCUGGAGGCUGGCAAGGUUUACAUCACCACCAACAAACAUUUCGUCAGCGGCGUGAGGGACCUGUCCCAGCAGUGCAGGAAGGACCAGAUGAUCUCGGAGUGCCUGGAUAAAUUUGGGGACAGCCUACAGGAAAUGAUCAAUUACCACAUGAUCCUGUUUGACCAGGCCCAGAGGUCGGUCCGGCAGCAGCUGCACAAUUUUGUCAAAGAUGACGUGAGGAAGUUCAAGGAGACCAAGAAGCAGUUUGACAAGGUGCGAGAGGACAUGGAGAUCUCUCUGGUGAAGAACGCGCAGGCGCCGCGGCACAAACCGCACGAGGUGGAGGAGGCCACGGGCACGCUGAGCAUCACCAGGAAAUGCUUCAGGCACCUGGCCCUGGACUACGUGCUGCAGAUCAACGUGCUGCAGGCCAAGAAGAAAUUUGAGAUCCUGGACGCGAUGUUGUCCUUCAUGCACGCGCAGUUCACCUUCUUCCAGCAGGGCUACAGCCUCCUGCACGAGCUCGACCCCUACAUGAAGAAAUUGGCCACCGAGCUGGACCAGCUGGUGAUCGACUCAGCCGUGGAGAAGAGGGAGAUGGAGCACAAGCACGCCCUGAUCCAGCAGAGGACCCUCCUGCAGGAUUUCUCCUAUGAUGACUCCAAGGUGGAAUUCAACGUGGAUGCCCCCAACGGGGUGGUGAUGGAGGGGUACCUGUUCAAGAGAGCCAGCAAUGCCUUCAAAACCUGGAACAGGAGAUGGUUUUCCAUCCAGAACAGCCAGCUGGUCUACCAGAAGAAGCUAAAGGACGUGCUGACCGUGGUGGUGGAGGACCUGAGGCUCUGCACGGUCAAGCCCUGCGAGGACAUCGAGAGGAGGUUCUGCUUCGAGGUCGUGUCCCCCACCAAGAGCUGCAUGCUGCAGGCUGACUCGGAGAAGCUGCGCCAGGCCUGGAUCCAGGCUGUGCAAGCCAGCAUCGCCUCCGCCUACCGCGAGAGCCCCGACUGCUUCUACAUCGAGAGGCUGGACAGAACAGCCUCCCCCUCCACCAGCAGCAUCGACUCAGCCACGGAUUCGCGGGAGCGGGGCGGGAAGGGGGAGCCGAUCCUGCAGAGGGUGCAGAGCAUCCCUGGGAACGAGCAGUGCUGUGACUGUGGGCAGCCAGAUCCCCGCUGGGCCAGCAUCAACCUGGGCAUCCUGCUCUGCAUCGAGUGCUCCGGCAUCCACAGGAGCCUGGGUGUUCACUGCUCCAAGGUCCGAUCCCUCACGCUGGAUUCCUGGGAGCCAGAGCUGCUGAAACUGAUGUGUGAGCUGGGCAACAGCACCAUGAACCAGAUUUACGAGGCGCAGUGUGAGGAGCUGGGGCUGAAGAAACCAACAGCAGGGAGCUCCAGGCAGGACAAGGAGGCCUGGAUCAAGGUGAAGUACGUGGAGAAGAAGUUCCUGAAGAAGCUGCCGGGCGGGGAGACGCUGGCUGAGGCCGAGGCCGAGCCCAAGCGGCGCCGCUGGUGCGUCAAGAAGUGCCAGAGGCACAGCAGCGGCUCCCGGGCGCCCGCGGCGCGCAGGAAAUACCGGCAGGAACCAGGGAACCCCUGCCCCGCCAUGCUGGCCUCAGCAGCCACCCUGGAGAGGAAAUUCCGCCGGGAUUCUCUGUUCUGCCCCGACGAGCUCGACUCUCUCUUCUCCUACUUCGACACCGGUGCCGGCUCCGGCCCUCGCAGUCUGAGCAGUGACAGUGGCCUGGGCGGGAGCACCGACGGCAGCGGCGACGCGCUCGUGUUCGGCUCCGUGGUGGACAGCGUCACCGAGGAAGAGUGCGAGGUGUCGGAUGACUCCAGCGGGGAGGCGGAGCUGGAGCAGGAGGUGUCGGACCUGGAGGAGGUUCGGGAGGUGCCGGCGGGGCUGGUUCUGUCCCGGGCCGCCCAGAGCCGGAACCUGCCCCUGCUGGCCGCUGCCCUGGCCCACGGAGCCGAUGUCAACUGGGCCAACGAGGAGGACGAGGGCAAAACCCCCCUGAUGCAGGCUGUCAGCGGGGGCUCCCUGCUGGCCUGUGAGUUCCUGCUGCAGAACGGGGCCGAUGUGAACCAGCGGGACGCGCGGGGCCGGGCGCCGCUGCACCACGCCACCUACCUGGGGCACACCGGGCAGGUGUGCCUGUUCCUGAAGCGUGGGGCCACCCAGGACACCCCGGACGGGGACGGGCAGGACCCGCUGAGCAUCGCGGUGAGCGCGGCCAACGCCGACAUCGUCACCCUGCUGCGGCUGGCGCGCAUGAACGAGGAGAUGCGGGAGGCAGAGGGGCCCCUGGGGCAGCCCGGCCAGUACCCCAGCAACAGCCCCACGGAGCUGCAGUACAGGAAAUGCAUCCAGGAGUUCAUCAGCCUCAACAUCGACGAGUGUUAGGGACAGCCCGGUGCCCUCGGCCGGCCCGGAGCCGGGCGGGGUCCCCGCGAGCCCCACCCUUGGAUAUUCGGUGUUUUCCCUGCUGGUUGGUCUGGUUGUGAUGCCUGCACACCCCGAGGGUUGAGCUGCCCUCAGGGGGUUUUUCCUUGUGGGGUUUGAGUUCUCAUGCUUGACUACUGGAUGGCUGAUUUUUUUUUUUUUUUUUUUUUUUUUUUUGGAGGGUGUUUUUGGAGUAGGAGCCUCCCCAGGGUAUGACCAUGGAGUGUGUUGUAAGUGUGGGACAUGAGCUUAGAGGUUAAAAAACAACAAAAAAAGGAAAAAAAUUUCAAAAAGAGAAGAAAAGGAAAAACUUUUUGUGACCAGGGGAGAGCCACCAACACCAGGAGCAGACACAGCUCUCCCUGAAGAACUAGCUUGGAAUUCUGGCAGGGAUGGUGGCUGGAGCCUGCUCUGCCCUGGGAGGGCCCCGAGGUGCCCUCCAGGCUGGAUUUGGGGCAGGGAUGCUCCGGAGGCCCAGCCGGAUCAGGAUUGGGAUCUGGAUCAGGAUUCAGGAUCUCCAGCUCCUCACCCAUCGCUGCUCUCAGGACUGAACCGGCCACGCUCCCCUCGACUGCUGCCCUGGCUGCUGGCUGCCCAAAGCCAUAGCUGCCCUGCUUCACCCCCUGCAAUUCCCAGAAGGAUUCCCAUCCUGCGGGAUUCCUGGAAGGAUUCCCAUCCCACUGGAAUACCCAGAAGGGUUCCAGCCCCACUGGAAUUCCUGGAAGCAGCAGCACUGAUCCCUGUCGCUGGCGAUGGGCUCGGGGCAGGGAGGGGAACAAGCUCCAGCUGCUCGGUGCAAUUUCACAGAAUCACAGAAUCCCAGAUCCCAUUGUCCCAGAAUCCCCAGGCUGGGAGUCACCCUCAAGACCACGGAGCCCACCCUACACCCCAACCAAACCACUUCUAAUCCCAAUCUUCUUCCAAUCCCACCCAGGGAUGGGGAAUUUGCCUCCUCUGGGUUCCCUGCAGGUCUCCAUGGGGGAAAUUCCACCUGCAGGAAUCCCCCCUGUGCUACCCCAUGUGCUGGGGCAGCUCAGCAGCUUUGGAGCUCCCCAGCUCUGAGGAGCAGCAGAAUUUUUGUGGUUUUCUCCUUUUUUUUCCUCUCUCAGCUGCAGUUAGGGAGCGUGGCUCUCCUCGGAGCACUUUGCUGCUGUCUCACCCUGUCCUGGGAGGGUUUAUGGGGCUCAGGGGGCUCUGUAGUCCUGGCUGGAGCUUGGAGACUUUCCCAAUGUUCCCAGCUGCAGCUGGCACCAGGGUUUGUCAGGAUUUGCGGGCAGGAUUUGGGGUCAGGUUCUGUCAGGAUUUUGGAUCCCUGUCCUGGCUGCUCCUGGCACAGUUGGGAUGGGGCUGGGAGCUGAUCCUGCUCCCGAACCCACCCGAAACCCCGGCCUGGCUCCAGCAGGACACCCCAGAUCCCUGAGGAGCCCCCGGAGCCCAAACCCCGCUGGGUCCCAGCCUGGGGCUGGCCCAUCCCAGGAAUUCCCUCCCCAUUGGUGCUGCCCCCAGCCCUGGGGCAGCGCUUGGUGCUGAUUCCCCCUCGAGCCGUGCAAACCCUUCAGGGUCCUUCAGAGCUCUCGGGAGGAAAGAGAAUUCUCACGUUUGGGAGUGGAGGAGAAUUGUCAUCAUUUGAGAAAAAAUAAUUUCUUCAUUCUUGAUAGUGGAAGAGAGUUUUCACCAUUUGAGAGCAAAGGAGAAUUUUCACAUUUAAGAAAAAAGGAGAAUUUCACAUUUGAGAGUGGAGAAUAUUCCUCAUUUGAGAGCAAAAGAGAAUUUUCACCAUUUGAGAGUGGAGGGGAAUUUCUUCCCUCUUGAGAACAAAGGAGAAUUUUCAUAUUUGAGAGUGAAGAAUUUUCACAUUUGAGAAAAAAGGAGAAUUUUCACCAUUUGAGAGUUGAGAAUUUUCCCCAUUUGACAGCAAAGGAGAAUUUCUUCACUCUUGAGAGCAAAGAAGAAUUUCCACCAUUUUUCACCACUUUUCAAUUUUCACCAGGACAAUUUCACACUCUGCUCUGCUCGUGGAUUUCAGCACGGCCAUAAUUUGAAUUAUUUGAAUUUUUUAACCUGUACAGCAACUCCAAACUGAUUUUCAACCCCCCCCCUGCUUUUCCCAGCUUUUUUAGGAGGAGUUCAAAACCCGACUGAUCCUUUUGAGAACCGAGGAAAAACCACAGCUUCCAUUUUUGGGUCAUUUUAUUUCACUUUUUCUGGGAAUUCUGGCCACAAAUCCUGGCCAGGCUGCACCCUGGAAGCUCAGACUCACUGCUGAAGUACAUGAAGUUGGAAAAAAAAUGUAAAUACCGAUGCAAAAGGCAGCAUCUUGCAAGACAAUGGAUUUAUUUAACAUUGUAUUGGUACUUUAAAUAUUUAGAUUCAAUGUAUAAAAGCAACUUGGUGCACUUUUCCUACCUGACAGUAUUUUGGGGGGUUUUAUGUUCUUUUGUUAUGGGUUUUGUGCUGUCUUUUUUAAUCAGUGGAAUUGUUUAAGUAUUUAAUUUAUUCUUAUUAAUGAUGUGCCCAGAGGACUAGUGCAAUUUUUAUUCAAUACAGUUGGUCUGUAUUUAAUGUCAGGAUUUUUUCCGUAGCGUUUUUAGGGAAUAUUUUUCCAAAAUUGCCUCUUUUUUUUUUCCCCUCAUCCCAAUUUUCCUCCCUUCCCCCCCUUUUUCCCUUUCUGUUUCCAUCACGGAUUCAAAGCCUCAAAAUUUGAGAUAAACCAAACACCCUGCAGUCCCCAAACCAAAACUUUCUCCAGGAAAAACACGUUAAGGAUGCACUUCUCCCUGUUUCCUGUGUUUCUUGGACUUUUAUGUCUCCUUGGGGGGGUUCUGGUGGGGUGUGGGCUCCAAAUUUUGGAGGGGAGAGUGGGGAAGGCUCGCAGAAAAUUCAAUUUCAAUUUUCAAAUUGAAAUUUAAGCAUUUCCAGGCUCUGAGGGGGAUGAAAAAAUGAACAUUUUGUUGUUUUUUUCCUGCCUGAAAUGCAGCUGGAUUUGUGUUGUACCAUCCUGGUUGGAAGAUUUUGAUGCCCUAAAUUAGAUUAUCUUUUUUUAUUAUUAUUUUAUUUUUUAUUUUUCCAAGGGGGUGUGAGUGUUUUCUCUUGGAUUUAACCACAUUUAACAGGAGGAAUUUAAAAGUUAAAACCCCUCACCCAGGAUCCUCCAUCCUUGGGACUUUUUGGGAUCUGGGGGAAUUUUUCUCUAUUUAACCCAAGUGCCUGGACUUGGAACCAGUCUGGGUUUGGAUCUCUGAUUCCAGAGAUCUGGGACUUUCAAUAUUCCAGGGUUUUUUCAGGUUAUUCCAGCCUUGCUGCCUCUGAGCUGGGAAAUUUCUUGGAGUAUUUUAAAGGAAAAAAUUAAAAAAAAUAAUGGGAUUGGAAGAUUUGAUGCCUUUAACCAAAAAUCCAGGUGUGAGAAGCUGAGCUGGGCCAGGCAUCAAAUGCAAUUGUUUGUUGGAAAAUACCUCUGAGAUCAUCAAAUUAAUUAAUUGAUCAUUAAUUAAUCAUCCUGUAGCUUCCAGGAGAGAACUGGAGGGAGGAUUUUGGGAUUGAGAGAUCAGGAACAUCAAAAAUAUCAGGAAAUACCAAAAUGAGGAUCAGGAACAGCAGAAAAUUUGUGAUUUGUGCAAAAAAACCCCAGGAGCUGCUCAGGGAAUGCACAGAAUUCCUGCCAUGGGUGGAAAAAUGGAAUUUUUAAGUUUCCCAGCAAUUCCUGGGUUAGGUUUUGGAGUUUCUUGGCAAUUCCUGGGUUGAGAUUUUGAGUUCCUCACCAAUUGCUGGUUUGGAUUUUUGGGUUCCUCGGCAGUUCCUGGUUGGAAUUUUGGAGUCCUGGGGUUCCUCAGCAAUUCCUGCUGCUGUCCCUGCCCCUGUGUCCCUCUCAGAGCCAGCAGGGGCCGGGAGGUGACACCGGUGACGGAGCUGGUGACAGCCCUGGGGACGGAGGCGCUGAGGGACAGAAUGGCUUUGGGGAGGUUCCAGGAUGGGUGGGAUGUCCCCAUUUCCACAGGAACGGGGCUCACUUGGCAAUGGGCUCCUCAAGCCGGGCUGGGCUGUGCCUGGAGUUCCCGCUGGGAAUGGGGCUGGGGACACCAGCACGGAGGGGCUUGGCUGGAGAUGCUGCUGUCCCCAGAGGUGGCACCUGGGGACACCACGGGGACAGGGAGAGAUCCCUGGGCCAGGCCAGAGGGGUUUGGCCAGGCCAGAAGCCUUAUUUGGUUAUAUUAGAGGGGUGUUUUGGCCAUCUCAGACAUUUUUGUGGCCAUCUCAGAGGGUUUUGGCCACCUCAGAUGUUUUUUGGUCAGUUCAGAGGGUUUCUGAACAGCUCAGAGGGGUUUUUGGCCAUCUCAGACAUUUUUUUGGCUAUCUCACAGGGGUUUUUGCCAUCUCAGAGGUUUCUGGCCAGCCCAAGGCUAUGCCCUCGCUGUAAAUAAAAUUAAACUCCCACCCCUGCUCUCCUCCCUCCCCGCUCUCUUUGCACCAGGAUUUUUUAACCCUUUCCCCCCCCUGCACCUCUGGAAAUUCAGAUUUUCUCUCUGUAAUCACCUUUGUACAAUUCCAAAGCUCUUUCUUGUGCUCUCUGCCAUUUUCCCCUCUCCUUUCUCUGGUCUCUUGAAGCACUCUUAAUAAAAAUCUGGAUAAAAACUC